Musa acuminata subsp. malaccensis (wild Malaysian banana) is the source of this 1688-nucleotide messenger RNA. Its product is annotated as F-box/kelch-repeat protein OR23. NCBI's taxonomy places the organism in Eukaryota, Viridiplantae, Streptophyta, Magnoliopsida, Zingiberales, Musaceae. The record is from RefSeq and is a predicted model, not a curated record. Gene Ontology annotation, molecular function: protein binding.
CUCCGUAACGCUUCCCCGCGACUUGGCAAGAAUGAAACAAGGGCUUAGUAACCGACUCCCCAUUCCUGCCAUUUCUCCCUAUCGGUUCCCGAUCUCCUCCUCCGUCUCGCCAUGGCGUCGCCGUCGUCCUCCUCCACCGCCAUCGCCGUUGAAGCCCUAACCCCGAACGCGGCCAGCCGAGGAACCUUGAUCCCCAGCCUACCUGACGACCUUGCGGCCGUGAUCCUCGCGUCGAUCCCCUACUCCCACCAGUCCCGCCUCCGCGCCACCGCCCGGUCGUGGCGCGCCUUUCUCGCCCCGCGCGCCCUUCUCCCCCUCCGCCGCAGUCUUCGCCUCCCCUGCCGCCACCUCCUGGCCCUAUUCCCCGCCGAUCCCGCCAUCACCCCGCCUUGCCUCUUCGACCCUGCCACCGCUGCCUGGGCCCUGCUGCCCCCGCUCCCCUGCAGCCCCUACCUGUACGGCCUCUCGAACUUCGUACCUGUCGCCCUCGGCCACCACCUCUACGUCCUCGGCGGGUCCCAGUUCGACGCCCGUUCCUACCCCCUCGGGCACCCCAUCGCCUCCGCCGCCGUCCACCGCCUCGACCUCACCGCUCCUCCGACGCUCUCUUGGGACCACCUCCCUGACAUGCUCUUCCCCCGUGGCAGCUUCGCCUGCGCGCCGUUGCGCCCAUCAGACGGUGCCAACAACGAUGAGGGCACGAUCAUCGUCGCUGGCGGCGGCUCACGCCACACGAUGUUCCCCUCCGUGGGCAGCCGGAUGAGCUCCGUGGAGUGCUACUGCGUUCGAUCUGGUGAGUGGAGAAUAUGGACAGGGCUGCCGAGGGACAGGGCAGGGUCCGUGGGGUUUUUGGUCAGGAGGGAAGCCGGGGAGGAGGACGAAUUCUGGGUUAUGGGAGGUUACGGUGACUACAGGACGUUGGCAGGAGUGGUGCCAGCGGAUGUGUACUACAAAGACGCUAUGGUGCUAGGCCUUAGGAGUGGGAAAUGGAGGGAAGUGGAAGCCAUGUGGGAGGAAGGGGAGCGAAGGAAACUGGGGGCAGUAGUGGCACUUGAUGGAGAAGAUGGUCAGACGAAGGAGAUAUUUAUGCUCGACACAAAUGAUAUAUUCAGAUAUGACUUUGUUUUAAACCGUUGGAUAAAAGAGUCUAGCUUGCGAAAGAAGAUUCCAGGUAGCAGCUCAUGUUCGUUUGUUGCUAUGAAUGGAGAAUUGUAUGUGCUGACAACAGCAAUACAGAGUCUUGAUAUAUCGGACCAUCGGAGAAUGCCCAAGAAAAGAUGGACUUUAGAUAUUCAAAUAUACAACCCUGAAAAGAAGAGGUGGAGAUUCAUGACAACAAACCCACCUUUCAAUCAAACCAUUGAUUUCAAAACUGUAAUCACAUGCACAAUUCGACUGUAAUGUUCUGGGCGUCCUGCACCUUUUAUAAGUGGUCAAAGCUUGUAGAUCUUUCAUUUUCUCAACCCUGUAAUAGAUAUUACGUGUAGGAUAUGUUGGUCAGGGCAUUGAGUACUGAUGUAUAGCUGCAUACUGUUGGUCGAGGGUUAAGGUAAUUAUUGUAUAUCAAAACUUGGGACGAUUCAAUCUAUGUACAUAUUUUUGUAUUUAAGCCUCUCCUGGUUGUGUCCUUGUAUUCAAGGCAGAGACAGUACUACUUGUAAUUAUGUAGGUCAAAGCGUUUAUUUGGU